GCCAGAUGUUUCUUGUUUCACGAGCGCGAAUUCCUGUCAUUAACGGAAAAACAGCAGCUCUGUGUCUCAUGGUGUGUGUGUGAGUGUGUGUGUGUGUGUGUGUGUGAAAGAGAGAGAGAGAGAGAGAGAGAGAGAGAGAGAGAGAAGUGCAGGGUUCAGUGUUGUUAUAAAGAGCACCGCUGUCUGACUCUCCAGUGCGAUUCUUUCUGUGUUGUAAAGAAACCCGAAAGUUCUUUGUCCCUCCGGUGAAGUGGCCACAGCUGGGGGAGAACAUGGAGCUGGUCAUGGAGCGAAGGCUUCUUCUGUCUGCUCUCCUGAGUGUGUGUGUGCUGUGGAGGAUCUGCUCUGCGUCUCACACUGAUCACCACAAACAGCUGAACGUGCUGCAGGACAGAAACGUCAUCGACAUUCUGGAAAUGCUGAGCACCACCCAAUCAUCUCGAGGAAUCGCAAAGGUCAAAGGUCCCGCCCCCGGCACGGCCGCUUUGCGUUUUCACUUUCACACGCCUCACCUGACCUUCCCGCUGGAUGUCUAUCAGCGCUUUAGGAGGGCGUGGCACGGAUCGCUCAGCUUGCACCUGGCUGGCCAGCAGGCUGGAGGUGCGGUGGCGACUCUGCUGUCUCUGAGCGCUCCGGGGAACACGCCGCUCUUACGCGUCAUCUCCAGCAUGCAGGAGGAUUUUCUCCAGCUGGAGAUCCACAUGACACCCAACACAAAACCCGAGGUCCUCAGAAUCCCCGGGGGAAACCCGUUCUCAGGCGGGAGGUGGGCCAGGGUGGUGCUGGGCGUGGCUCCUGGGUGGGUGUGGAUGUUCCAUGAGUGUAAAGAGGCCACGAUAGUAAAGCUUACACACCAAGGACGACCUCUGACCCUUCACCUCCCUCCUCAUGACCUCCAGGUCACCUUAGCAAAAACGGCAGAUGACAAAGUCAGCAAAUUUAGCGGUUACCUUGAGACCGCACAGAUCUCCACUACACCCUAUGAGAGACGUCCCUGGUUCUGCAAAAACGUUACCGACCCCGUCCCCUUUCCCCCUGCCCCCUACAGCUCUGUGGACUCGGAAGAGGAGCUACAGGACCAGCCAGAGCACACGGUCAACCUGGUGCUCGGUCCCCCGGCGUCUCCACAUGUCAGAGAACAGAGAACACGCCAACGGAGACAGGGAGUCAGGAACCUGGAGGAGAGACUGCACAACAUCACCGCCAUGCUGCUCAUGCUGAAACAACAGAAUGAGGACCUGCAGGCUCGGGUACGGCUUUUGGAGACCUGUGAGUGUGUGAGGAAAACCUGUGUCUGGGAGAACCAAGAGAUGAAGGAGGGAUCUCGCUGGAGGACUGACAGACACACGGAGUGUUCCUGCAUCUCCGGGAGAGUCCAGUGUGAAACUUCAAAAAAGUGUGGUGAAGGUGACAUAAUCCACAACGUCUCAUACAGCACCGUCGAUGGCUGUCAGACCUGCUCCUGUAGGAAUGGCGACGUGUCGUGUGUCGACUUGCAGAAAUGUCCUCGGUCGUGUCAGAACGGAGUGAAGCCUCCGUUUGGUUCCUGCUGUCGCGACUGCUCUCGCUGUGAAUAUCGGGGCGAGGUCGUUCCUGAAGGAGUCACGUUUACAGACCAUGAAGAUCCCUGUAAAGUCUGCGUGUGCUCUGGUGGGAACGUAAUGUGUAGCAGUGUACCCUGCCCUACACCUGACUGCAGUUUGGUGGAAACUGUCAGUGGAGAGUGUUGUCCCAGGUGUCGAAGUUGUGUCCAUGAGGGGGUGCAGCAUGAGCACAGCACACAAUGGCCGAAUCCACGAGACCCCUGCAGUGUCUGCACAUGCUCAGAGGGGCGUGUUGCGUGUACCACCAGCGUCUGUGACACCCCGUGUAGGAACCCGGUACCUUCUCCAGGAACCUGCUGCCCUACCUGUGAUCAUUGCUCCCAGAAUGGGCAAAAUUUCCGAAAUGGGGAACCAGUUCCGAGUAGAGAUCGAUGUGAGAGGUGUGUGUGUGAGAAUGGAAAUAUUAACUGUGAGCCCCUCCCCUGCCCCACCCCACACUGCUCUCAUCCAAUCAGAAGAGCCGGAGACUGCUGUCCAAGGUGUGAACAGUGUACUUAUGAGUCAGAGGUGUUUUCAGAUGGUGAGCAGUUUACUUCCAAAAAGAAUCCCUGCUUGAGCUGUUGGUGUUCAGCUGGAGAGGUUAUGUGUGAAAGUAGAGAGUCGUUGUGCCCCCCUGUACGAUGUACAAACCCCACUAGAGAGCAUGGCACCUGCUGCCCCACAUGCAACAACUGUGUUGUUCAUAACCUUGAGUAUCGUGACGGUGAGCAGUUUGUGAACCCUGUACACCAGUGUGAGCAGUGUGUGUGUCAGGACGGACAGGUGGAAUGUCAUAACCAGUGCCCCAGACCCCAGUGUAAUUAUCCCGUCACUGGGACCUGCUGCCAGAACAACUGCAACGGCUGCAGCUAUGCGGGUAAGGAUUAUCCGAAUGGAAUGGAGUUUCCUCAUCCGACAGACCCGUGCAGGGAAUGUCACUGUUUAAAUGGUAAUGUGCAGUGUAGGAGGAUUAGAUGUCCUCCUGUAAAGUGCAGUGAACCCAUAAUGACCCAGGGACAGUGCUGUCCUCAAUGUCCAGCGCCCCUUGCUGACUGUGUUCAUGAAGGAAACUCAUACAGACACACUCAGCGCUUCUCCCAUCCCACAGACAGCUGCCAGCUCUGCUCCUGCACCAAUGAGAUGGUGAACUGUCACCGUAAGCCCUGUCCCUCCGUCUCCUGCACCCACCCUGUCCAACGGGAGUGCUGUCGCACGUGUGACGGAUGUUUGAUUAAUGGUGUGGAACGUGCUAACGGAGAGCAGUUUGCGGACGCGUCGGACCCGUGUGUGAUGUGUACGUGUCGUGAAGGCAGUGUGGCGUGCGUGCAUAGAACAUGCCCGAGGGCCACAUGUCCAUUUCCUGUACAGGGAGAGUGCUGUCCGAGCUGCGACGGUUGUCAUUAUGCUGGUGUAGAUUAUUCAAGUGGACAGGAGUUCUUGGACCCCGCAGAUCGCUGUAAACACUGCACGUGUUUAAAUGGUCAUGUGACCUGCAGUCAGAGACCCUGCUACAGCCCGGGCUGCUCUCACCCGGCGCCCUCUUCUGGACACUGCUGUCCCGUGUGUGACGCUUGUUCCUAUGAUGGUGAGAUUCUGUUAAACGGACAGUCAAUACCGGACAGAACAGAGCCGUGUUCAGAGUGCACAUGCAGGAGCGGCUCAGUGCAGUGUGUGAGGAGAUUGUGUUCUGCUGCUCCUUGUCCUAAUCCUGUCACUGGACCCUGUGGCUGUCCUGUUUGUGAAGGUUGUUCCUUCGAAACACGAGUUUAUAAAGAUGGAGAAGCUUUUUCAGCACCUGAUGCAGCGUGUACAGAGUGUACAUGUUCUAGAGGUGAAGUGAGAUGUAGCCCUAAGUCCUGCCCCAGUGUGGCGUGUCUUCACCCCGCACAGGACAGUUGUAGAUGUGCCGAGUGUAACCACUGCAGGUACCGCGGGCGAGAUUAUAAGAACAGAGAACACUUUCCUCAUCCUGAAGACAACUGCCAGAGAUGCACCUGCCUGAACGGUGAUGUGUCGUGUACAGCUGUGCCGUGUCUGGAGGUGUCCUGUAGGAGGCCGGUAAGGCCCCCGGGGGCGUGUUGUCCCGUGUGUAGAGGUGUGUGUGAGUAUAUGGGGCAGGAGUACCAAAGCGGCUCCACCUUCCGCUCCCCGACUGACACCUGUUCAAUCUGCACCUGUCAGAAUGAAGAUGUGUCGUGUCAGAGGAAGCCGUGUCCUCAGCAGUGCACACACAGUGCGCUCUACUCUGACUGCUGCCCCGUGUGUGACGCAUGUUUGUACGAAGACGUGCAGUACACACACGCGCAGAGGUUCAGGCCGCGCUCUAAUGCGUGUAUAGAAUGCGUGUGUGAGAGAGGGAGCGUCACGUGCAAUCAGGUCCCCUGUCCUAUAUCCAGUUGUCAUAAUCCAGUCACUCCUUCAGGACAGUGCUGCCCCGAGUGCAGAGGGUGUGUGCAUAACGGUAUUGAGUACACAGAGGGGAAGAGGUUUCGUGUUCACACUGACCACUGUUCUGAGUGUGUCUGCCAGAAUGGUGAGAUGAGCUGUGCGCAGUCUUAUUGUGCACCCUUAAAGUGCAUGCACCAGGUUACUGAUCCAGACUCCUGCUGCCCAAGAUGCCGAGGGUGUGUGUAUGACGGAGUUGAACACUCUGAGGGCAGUACCUGGUUCGCCUCCAGUAGUCCCUGUAUGUCCUGCAUGUGUGUGGAUGGAGUCACCACCUGCUCGGAGAUCCAGUGUCUCUCUCCCUGCAUCAAUAAGAUCAGUGUUCCUGGAGAGUGUUGUCCUCUGUGUGCAGACUGCAUCUAUGAAGGUCGUGUGUAUGGACCAAGGGAGAGCUUUCAUCCAUCAGAUGAUCCCUGUCAGAUCUGCACAUGUGAGGUGAUGCCAGAUGGGCAGCAGCACCUGCGAUGUUACAGGAAGCAGUGUCCCCGUCUGGUGGACUGUCCCAAAAACAAUAUAAUGUUCAGCAGUCCUGACUCUUGCUGUCCAGUGUGUGCACAGCCUCUCAGCAUCUGCACAGAAGCACUGAUAGGAAAUGAAGUUCUCGCUACGGACGACCCCUGUUUCACCUGCCAGUGCAAAGAUCUAACAUGGACAUGUGUCCACAAAUCCUGUCCUUUGCUCAGCUGUCCUCCAGAUGAACAGUACACACCACCUGACUCCUGCUGUCCCGUCUGUGAUGUGUGUGUGGUGGAGGGAGGGAGACGGCGUGUGAACAACGGACAGCGCUGGACUGAUAGCGAAGAUGAGUGUAUCACCUGCUCCUGCAAACUGGGACAUAUAGAGUGUAAUAUAGAGGAAUGUGCUCCGCUUGUGUGUGAGGUCGGAAUGCUGAAGGUCAAAAGCCCCGGAAAGUGUUGUUAUGAAUGUCAAGCCAACGUCAGGGCUCAGUGUGUGUAUGAGGGACAGGCGUAUGAUUCUAAUGUACAGUGGGAUGUGGAUGAAUGCACUUCCUGCACGUGUGUGUCCGGAGACGUGCAUUGCCAAACCGAGAGAUGUCCAGCCGUGUCCUGUGCUUCGGAUGAAACUCCGUCUGUGAUUCCCGGGAUGUGUUGUCCACGCUGCAUCCCGCGUCCCGCCACCUGCAUCGUGUUCGGAGAUCCUCACUAUCGCACGUUCGAUGGCAAGAUGGUGAACUUCCAGGGGACGUGUACCUACGUUUUAGCGCAGGAUUGUGAGGGCGGGAACUUCAGUGUUCAUGUGACGAACGAUGAUCGCGGCCGUAAGGGUGUAUCCUGGACUAAAGAGGUGACGGUGUACAUCAGGGAUAUUGUGAUACAGCUGCUGCAGGACUGGGUGGUGAAGGUCGAUCGUCAAACCAUCACGCUGCCGUUCCUUAAAGAGCCGUAUAUUUACCUGGAGCGCAAAUCCAACACCAUCCUCCUCAACACCAACGUUGGCAUGAAGGUGAUGUGGAAUGGACGUUCUCACCUGGAGGUCAGUGUUCCAGGCACGUAUAAGAAGCACAUGUGUGGUCUGUGUGGAAACUUCAACAACUAUCCUCAGGACGACAUGCAGCUGCGUAACGGCCAGAUCGCCACCUCAGAGACGACGUUCGGAAACAACUGGAAGGUGGUCAGUGGGAAUGACAUGAGCACCCGGUGCGCAGAUGCGAGGGACAUCGACCCGUGUAAAGUGGCUGGAUAUUCCUUUCGUAAGACGGCGAACAGUCGCUGUGCGGUCCUAAAGUCCGCCGUGUUCGAGCGCUGUCACCGGGUGGUGCCUCCAGAGAUGUUCUUCGCCUCGUGCGUGUACGACCUGUGCGCCUGCGCAGCCAACGCAGACGAGUGUCUGUGUGACGCUCUGGAGGCGUACGCUUCUGAGUGCCGCGAGGCCGGAGUCGUCUUACAGUGGAGAUCACCUUCCCUCUGCGCUGUGGGCUGUCCUGUGGAUCGUGGUUAUGUUUUUGAUGAAUGCGGUCCUCCGUGUCCUAAAACCUGCUUGAACAAGGACGUGCCGCUGGGUGUGAUCGAGGCGCACUGCUUUAAACCGUGCGUUCCAGGCUGCCAGUGUCCCGCUGGACUGGUGGAGCACGAAUCCCACUGCAUUUCCCCGGAAAAAUGUCCCAAAAUCAUCCACGGAAACCCCUGAGCUCCUCGGAUCUCCUGUAAAUCCACAGGACUGACCGUUCUCUAUCACGACCCCCUGAUUAUCCCCAUCCCUGAAUUGUCUACGUCACUCUCUCCUCUCCACUAAUAGCUGGUGUGCGGUGGGAGUUCUGGAGCAACAUGGCUGCCGUCGCAUCGUCCAGCCCCAACCCCCCCCCCCCCCCCAUACUAUAUAACUGUAACUGUAACUAACUAACUAACAGGACUGUACCGGAACUGAACCUGCACUGAGGUCACCAUUUUUACUCGUGAUUUGUCUUUAAGCAAUGUGUUGCAUUAUGGGAAUUCCGUAUCUUCUGUGGUUUAUGGUUCAGACACCGCUGCUGGAUGUAGAUGUGCUCAUAUUCUUGGACCUUGUGUUCAGCAUAUAAGCUUAAAGGGGCCGUGUGUAAUAUUUCGAGCUGUCCCCUUUCCGCAGACUGACUUCACCCACUCUUUCUAAACUGCGUACACAUCGUAAGUUUCUAUUUGCAGAAAGGGAGUGGUGCUGAGCAGAUCCGUUAUUAUUGUGGGCGGGGCUAAUUUCAGGGCCAGAAAUUUUAACAAAGCCUGAAUUUAAGAAAAUUAGAAAUCAAAGUAUUUUUGGAAUGGAUUGAUUGUUACAGACGUAGGAAUAUUAUAUAAUAAUGUUACAAACUGCACCUUUAAAACCGGUGUGAAAAGUCCGUCCUACGUAAUAUGUUACGAUUGGUUUAACUUUAAAACGUUUUAUAUUGUGAGAGCUUCACCUUACAAAAAAAAUAUACAAAAAUAUAGAAAACGCACAAACUAAUGAUCAGGUGUAAGUUUUAAGGCGUAACCUAAAGCUACGUUGAGGACGUUUCACUGUGUGACUCAGUACAGUGAGAAUUUACUCUCAGGCUACAAUCAGAAAAUACUUAUUUCAUUUAGACUUCUCAGGUUCUGCUUACAAAUAAAUAAAGUUCUUAGCUUCAGUAUUUUUUCCUUUGUUUACGAGCAAAAUCACAUUUCUGUGCAUUUUAAGGUGUUUUUUGUUAACUGUGUUUAAAAUAUCCGAUCAACACCAAAUCACACCAUGAGAGAGUCUAUUAGUGUAAUUCGCUCAGUAAUAAAUGAACUUUAAUACUAACUCCGCCCCUAAUCCUAACCUUAACCUUAACCUCUGUAGCUGAUCAUCAAGUGUGAAAAUGUGAAAGAAAGAAAACACACACACACACACACACACACACACACACACACACACACACACACACACACACACACACACGCGCGCGCGUUCCGACUUACAGUUUUAGCUAAAAUAUUAGAAAACUGCUUUAUGUACGUUUACAUAACUGUUUUGAAAGUUUUUUUUUUUUUUUAAUUCUAUAAUAUUUACAACCUAAUUUUUUUUUCUUUACAUUUUUGGUGAGAUCUCUCUGUGGUGCUGCCGCUGUCCCUGAUCAAAAUGUACAAGAGUUAAAGCUCAGAAACACCUGAAAGUAUUGUAGAAAAACGUCCGUGAUAAUAAAACUGUUCCGUUUCCGCUGCAUCACAGGAGUCAGCGUUAAACAUACUGACUUUCACCGAUGGAGGUUUUUACUGCUGUACUGGAGAAUAUUCGAGUGUAUCACUGUCUCUCAGCGUCACUGUAGACAUCAUGUUCUUCUUCUUCUUAUUCAUCACCUUUAAGUCACAUUUAGAACAGAGUUACGGUCAUUAUGUGUGACCGGAUAAAAUGUACAGGUGCUAACUCUGUAGUACAAAUAAUACAAAUGAAAUAUGACUUUAAAUAAUAAACACUUGUUUACUCUUGACUUUA
Messenger RNA from Ictalurus punctatus (channel catfish), 7955 nucleotides. It is a transcript of the gene kcp, whose product is annotated as kielin cysteine rich BMP regulator. The transcript has 42 exons. NCBI's taxonomy places the organism in Eukaryota, Metazoa, Chordata, Actinopteri, Siluriformes, Ictaluridae. The record is from RefSeq and is a predicted model, not a curated record. Gene Ontology annotation, molecular function: protein binding. The coding region runs from base 273 to 6176 and encodes 1967 amino acids.